CACAAAAGUAGCCAAUAAGGGUAAUGCAAACUGCCGCACAACCUAGCAUGCUGACUAGCCAGUUAGCUACGGACGCAGGUCCAGCUGAGAGGUAGUAACGACAGGGCAGCAGAGCAGAUGGGGGACAGGGUUCACAUUAAAAUAUGCUGGAGCCGGGCUCUUCUCACCGGCUGGGUUCUGCUGCUGGUGCAGCUUCAGCAUUUACAGGCUGUUCCCAUCGGCAUCGACAAGACAAAAGUAAAAGAGACAGAGAAGAAGCCCGAUGAGCCACCGGCCAGUGUGGACACUGGACUCCACUAUGACCGCUAUCUCAGGGAAGUCAUUGAUUUUCUUGAGAAAGAUCAGCAUUUCAGAGAAAAGCUGCACAAUACAGACAUGGAAGACAUUAAGCAAGGCAAGCUGGCUCAAGAACUGGACUUUGUCAGCCAUCAUGUCAGAACAAAACUAGAUGAAUUGAAAAGGCAGGAAGUAAACCGACUGAGGACUCUGAUUAAAGCCAAGCAUGAUCUGGAAGGAGGAAAUGAUAUAGCUGUGGACCACCAGGCCCUCCUAAAGCAGUUUGAGCAUCUGAACCACAGGAACCCACACACCUUUGAAGUUGAAGAUCUGGAUCGGCUUAUUAAAUCGGCAACAAAUGAUCUGGAAAACUUCGACAAAGAGAGGCAUGAGGAGUUUAAGAGGUAUGAGAUGAUGAAGGAGCACGACAGGCAGGAGCACCUGAAAACUCUGGAUGAGGAGCAGAGAAAGAAAGAGGAGGAGCACUAUGAGGAGAUGAAGAAGAAGCAUGCGGAUCACCCUAAAGUCAACCACCCAGGCAGCCAAAAUCAAUUAAAAGAGGUUUGGGAGGAAGCCGAUGGAUUAGACCCUGAGGACUUUGAUCCAAAGACCUUUUUCAACCUGCAUGAUACUAAUGGAGAUGGUUUCUUCGAUGAACAAGAGCUUGAAGCAUUGUUCACCAAGGAGCUGGAAAAAAUCUAUGACCCCACCAAUGAAGAGGAUGAUAUGGUGGAGAUGGAAGAGGAGAGGCUGCGGAUGAGAGAGCAUGUUAUGAACGAGGUGGAUUCCAACAAAGACAGGUUGGUGUCUUUAGAUGAGUUUCUGGUCGCUACAAAGAAAAAGGAAUUCCUGGAGCCAGAUAGCUGGGAGACUCUGGAGCAGAAUCAGGCUUACACAGAUGAGGAGAUGAGAGAGUUCGAGGAGCAUCUGGCUCAGCAAGAACAGGACCUCAAUCAGAGGACUGUUGAUCUUCAAAAACAGAGAGAGGAGCUGGAGCGACAGCAGGAGCAGCUGAAUGCACAGAAGGUUGAACUCCAGCAGGCUGUUGAACAUAUGGAACGACUGAAGUCAGAGAAAGUAGAUCCUCCUCCAGAGGUUCACGUCGAAGGAAACACUGUCCCUGAGGUCCAUGCAGCUGACAACCAGCUGCAUCCUGAUCAAGACGCCCACCCGCCAGGACAUCAGGAGACACCCCAACACCAUCAGGACACGCCACAAGAGCAUCACGAGCAACACAAUCAAGACUUACCUCAGCAAGAACAACCACAGGCUCAUCACGAUGAACUGCCAAACCAGCAGGAUGUUGCACAAGGCCUGCAUAACCUAGCAUAACGGUGUCAAGACGAAACAAAAAAAAUCAACACCGGACUUUCGCUGUACUUAAAACUCAUACUUAGAGAGGGGCGAUGUCCCUCGAUCCUAAGACCACUUUAACAGGUACAACCAGCAUUUAGGUUUUUAAAUACAAAUGAAGAUUGGCACAUAUCAGAUCUGUUAUCCCCGAUACACAUUUUAUAGCAGCAAUCUUCAGAUUAUAUGAACAGAAUUGAAAAUGACUCACCAAUGACCUGUAUUGAUAAUUAUUCUAGAGAAGUGCAAAGAAAUAAGAAUAUUUAUCAUUCAUAUAGAGCAGUGUUUAAGUCUUUUCUGUGGCUUUGGCAUGCAGUGGACUAUACAGUCACAAUUGGUUGAGGAGUUUCUUGGGUUUGUGCAGUAACGGUUUUAAAGAGCUUUAAAAUGUAAAAAUUAAUUCUUAGCUUCUCUCUGUAGUUCUUGCAUUGCCUUUUAGGCUACCCUCCCAACUUCUUUAGAUAAAAGAAACCUUUUUAAGAUUUUCUACAGAUAAGUGGGACCAGGAAAAUAAAAAAAAUAAAAAACAAGAGAAAGUGCUGGAAUCUGAACAUAUUCAUUUCAAAAGUAAGUACAUUUUUGGUGCAUUGAUCUGAUUGGUGGCAGAUCUAUCUAAAAAAAAUAAAAAUCUGUGAAGUGAAGGUUGUCGUUAAAAGUUUACGUAAAAUUUACUGCCCUAAACAUUGCCACAUAAUGCUGGUCAUCUUCAAGUCACCCUUCAGCUGCUUUUUUUUUAUUUUUUACUUUUUGUUCAGCUAACUGUGCUAGAAAUAAAUUUAAGAGUGAGAGAAAUUUAAAAAAGGGGGAGAUUUCAUUACAACUUUAAAAAUCUUGCAAAAUCUCCAUUUAAUUUAUUGCCAAGUAUGUUUUUGGUAUUCGAUCCGGUGCACUACCUGCGUCGCUGCUUCGAUCAGUCCACCUCAUUCGAUGAGCUAGAGGAGCUCCCACCAGGUUCUGCUGAGGCCUUUCAAUUAUCCACUAACUCAGUUCAGGUGUGUGGAAGCAUGGAAAGCCUAUCCAGGCAAAGUGCCCUUGAGCAUCAUGGAGGGAAACAGUUACUGCAUGCUCCUGGAAGAAUUUUGUAUUAAAAAUUUAUUAGUCGCGUAGAAUAAGAAUAGUGACUAUUUUGAAUACAGCUGGUUAUACUUAAAUGUGUAUGUACCAUGUUUGUGAAAUUGAACAAUUGUUAAUUUAAGAAAGAUUUUAAGAAGUUUAGGUGUACAGGUUGUUUUACCAUAAUUGUAUUAAUUUUAAUGACAUUGCAAACAGAAGGAAUUAGUUUAGUCUGGAAGUGGAAUUUUAUUUGGUUUAAAACUACAUAUAUAAACAUUUCUUUAAAAGGCUGCUUGUUUGGCUAAGUUGGUGCGAUAUCCAGUCUGCUGUUUCAUCAAUUAUACUUGGUUUUUCCGAUUUAAUUAUUUUUUUUAUUGGAGAAUGUUUAAUCUAGCAAUGAGACAUCUUAUUGAAGAAAAGACAGAUUUGUUACUUCCUUCUCCCUCCUUGCUCAGGAUUUAAUUUUUUUUUGUCACGCUCUUUCAAAUACUGCCCAGAAUAUACAAGUCAGGUUUCUGAAUGCCUGCUGCUCCAUACAAGUCACUUGACAAUACUACAGAUUCAGCUCAAGAUAAUUAAACUGUUUACCUUUUAUCAUA
Molecule: messenger RNA, 3278 nt
Organism: Gambusia affinis (western mosquitofish)
Lineage: Eukaryota; Metazoa; Chordata; Actinopteri; Cyprinodontiformes; Poeciliidae
Gene: nucb2a
Product: nucleobindin 2a
Exons: 13
Coding region: 118-1608 (496 amino acids)
Cellular component (GO): extracellular exosome; endoplasmic reticulum-Golgi intermediate compartment
Molecular function (GO): calcium ion binding
Source: RefSeq, a predicted model, not a curated record